Molecule: messenger RNA, 1056 nt
Organism: Portunus trituberculatus (swimming crab)
Lineage: Eukaryota; Metazoa; Arthropoda; Malacostraca; Decapoda; Portunidae
Exons: 4
Coding region: 1-1056 (351 amino acids)
Biological process (GO): sensory perception of taste
Cellular component (GO): membrane
Source: RefSeq, a predicted model, not a curated record
AUGGACAAGGUGCAAGCAAAGGCUAAAGUGUGCAGUCAGGUUGGGGGAUUGCGGCCUUUACUCGUGGCGAUGGUGGUGGGGGGAAAUCUGUACCACACUCGAGACAAGACUCAUUCGCCCCCCUUAGAGCGCAUCUCCCCGCCGCUGGCCAUAUGGGCGGCGAUAUUAAACCUCUGUAUUUUAUCCUUGGAUGCUGUCAGAUUCUUAGGAUUCCAAUAUUGUAAAGGCUCGAUUUUGCUUGAUAUAACUAACCUCUCUUACGCCGUGACUACUUGCUUUUACUGCAUCGUGGUAGUCGCUAGGAGCCGCCGCCUGGCCAGACUGCUCAACCAUCUGGAGGACAUAGACUAUUACCUGACAGGUCUUCAGGAGCGGCGCCCACGAGUGUUACGUGAUCCCAGUACAGUGAUCAAUAUGAUGGCUCUUGUCAUUUUGAAUGUCUCCGUCAUUAACUUCGUGACGGACAUGAGCAGCGUGGUGGAUGUUGUGCAUUCGGGAUUAGUGAUGUUCAACAUCUUGGUAACAUCUUCUCUCUUCAGGGCCAUCUUCAGACUCCUUGCUUGGAACUUGCAGCAUAUCCUGGCCGAAUCCCGCAUGUCAUCCCAUGUGGUUGGUGGCUCCAGGGGCCUCGAUGUGCAUCGGCUACAGGCGGUGUGUCUCAGGGUGGAGAAGGCCAAGACUGCCUUGCUGGAUUACCUUGGGGUGCCCAUCGCCGCCCUCUUAUUGGGUUACGCCAUAACGAUGCUCGUGACUUUUUUUUUCGUUAUCAAGAUGAACAAUGACCGCAUCAUCGUCACCAUGGUCAACAUCUCCAUGAUCAUCGCCAUCAUUAUGAUCUGCAGCGCCCCGCAACUACUCAAGAACCAGGUUGACGCGAUGGAGAGGGAACUGCUGAUGGCGGGAAGUAUGAACCCUGCCACUCACCACCAGGCACCUUAUGAGUCGCCUAUAGCUGCUGUGAACCGCCUGGCUAGACUCGUCUCCGAAACAAAUCCCUCCAGUCUCUCCAUCACCCUUCCGCUUACUAGCAUUGACUGGGAUGCGUCUCGGAUAUGA